Molecule: messenger RNA, 1434 nt
Organism: Penicillium waksmanii
Lineage: Eukaryota; Fungi; Ascomycota; Eurotiomycetes; Eurotiales; Aspergillaceae
Product: NAD-dependent succinate-semialdehyde dehydrogenase
Exons: 5
Coding region: 1-1434 (477 amino acids)
Molecular function (GO): succinate-semialdehyde dehydrogenase (NAD+) activity
Source: RefSeq, a predicted model, not a curated record
AUGGGACACAACAAGCCUGAUCUCAAAGACAAGUCGCUCUUCAUUGAGAAGUCAUACAUCAAUGGCGAGUGGGUUAGCGCUCAGUCGGGCGAGACCUUUGAAGUCCACGACCCCGCCACUGGCAAACUGAUCGGAACAUGCCCCGAACUCGGCACCGCCGACGUUGAAAAGGCCAUCCAAGCCGCCUCCGAAGCCUUCCCCAAAUUCCGCACAACCCUCGCCCGCGAGCGCGCGCGCAUGCUGCGCCGCUGGUAUCAGCUGAUGGUGGAUAAUGCCGAUGACCUGGCCAAGCUCAUCACCUGGGAGAAUGCGAGGAAGCUCUCCCGCACAUACGGCGAUGUCAUCCCAGCUACCGUCCCCGGCAACCGAGUCAUGACCCUGAAGCAACCAGUUGGUGUAUGCGGUCUCAUUACACCAUGGAACUUCCCCGCCGCCAUGAUCACUCGUAAGAUCGGACCCGCCCUCGCCGCCGGCUGUACCGUUGUCGCCAAGUCCCCCUGCGAGACCCCAUUCACUGCCAACGCCCUUGCCGAGCUGGCUCACCGCGCCGGUAUCCCUAAGGGUGUGGUCAACAUUGUCACCGCAUCGAAGAACACUCCUGCUGUCGGCGAGCUGAUCACCACACACCCGGACGUACGGAAGGUUUCCUUCACCGGCUCGACAAACGUUGGCCGCUUGUUGAUGAAGCAGGCUUCGUCGACCAUUAAGAAGGUUUCUUGGGAACUGGGCGGCAACGCGCCGUUCAUCGUCUUCGAUGAUGUUGAGGACCUUGAUGCAGCCGUCAACGGCGCUAUCACUUCCAAGUUCCGCAGCUCAGGCCAAACCUGCGUCUGCGCUAACCGGAUCUACGUGCAGAAGGGCGUGUACGAUGAGUUCUCCAAGCGCUUUGCUGCCAAGGUCAAGGACUUUAAGCUCGGAGCCGGCUUCGAGGAUGGUAUUACCCACGGUCCUGUGAUCCACGAGCGUGCCGCUGAGAAGGUGCACGAGCAUGUCCAGGAUGCCACCUCCAAGGGUGCCAAGGUGCUUAUUGGCGGACAGAAGGCUUCUGCCCUGGGCCCCAAUUUCUAUGAGCCCACUGUUCUGUCCGGUAUGACCAAGGACAUGCUGAUCGCGUCUGAGGAGACUUUCGGCCCUGUUGCGGGUCUCUUCCCCUUCGAGACUGAGAAGGAGGUUGUGGAUCUGGCUAACAAGGCCGAGGUUGGUCUUGCGGGCUACUUCUUCAGCGGUAAUGUUCGUCGUAUCUUCCGCGUUGCUGAGGCACUUGAGGUUGGCAUGGUUGGUGCCAACACUGGUUUGAUCAGUGAUGUUGCUUCUCCGUUCGGCGGUGUCAAGCAGAGCGGUUUCGGCCGUGAGGGCAGCAAGUACGGCAUUGAUGAGUUCAUGGUUAUCAAGAGCAUCACUUUUGGCGGUAUGGGGGAGCCUCUGCAGGCAUAA